UGUAUUGCUGGUGGUAUUAUGGUAUCCAAAGUUCAGCUGGCUGCCCAACCCAGAAGGUGAAAGAGCGAUAUGCUAUCUCAGAGGUGCGCAAACAACUUUUCUCAAGCAGUCUUCAAGAACAGACCAUGAAGAUUUUUCAGGGAUUUGAUGUCCUGAUGUUCGAGUUGUGAUUCUAGCCAUAACAAGGUUCAAUGAGUCUCUCUGAGGAGGGAGAGCAGUGGACCACUGCCUCUAAGAUGAGUCUCUCUGGAGAACAUGACUCCAACUCAAAAGCUGAAAGCCCAAUCCAGCAGAAGAGACCAGUCUCACCUGUAACUAGCUGUGUGUCCAUGAAGAGUGACCAAUCUAUGGGACAUCCAGUGCUUUUCAGGAAGAGAGAUGGUUCUACGAAACAAAGCCCAAUCCAGCAGAAGAGACCAGUCUCACCUGUAACUAGCUGUGUGUCCAUGAAGAGUGACCAAUCUAUGGGACAUCCAGUGCUUUUCAGGAAGAGAGAUGGUUCUACGAAACAAAGACACCAACAGAACACACCAAAGUCAGAGAUUCCUAGUGGUCAGUCUGCCCAGAGUCAUCAACAAGACCUGCCCGCUAUACUAAAAUCACUUGAAGAAAAUGUCAUCACAUUUGUGAAGAAUGAGUUGAAGAAUAUCAACAGGAUUCUAUGUUCUGAGAGUUCAGAUCACCCAGUAUUCUUCGGGAGUCAGACAGAGGACAAAGACGUGGAUAAACCGGAGAGGAUUGCCCGAGAGGGUGCUCUGGACAUCUCACUGUACAUCCUGAGGAACAUUAACCAGAUGGAGCUCGCUGACAAACUGGAGAAAAAUACACCUGCCAUGAAGAGCCAACGUAAGCUAAAAUCUCAUCUGAAAAAUAAGUUUGAAUGUGUAUUGGAGGGAAUAGCGAAACAAGGAAACUCCAGACUUCUCAGUAAGAUCUAUACAGAGCUCUAUAUCACAGAGGGUAGAAGUGGAGGAGUCAAUAAUGAAAAUGAGAUGACACAGAUUGAGGCAGCGUCCAGGAGACCAGCAACACAUGAGACACCAAUAAAAUGCAAUGACAUCUUUCGGCCCUUACCUGGACAAGAUAAAUCUAUCAGAACUGUGCUGACGACAGGAGUCGCUGGCAUUGGAAAAACAGUCUCUGUGCAGAAGUUCAUUCUGGACUGGGCUGAAGGGAACGCAAACCAGGAGCUUCAAUUCAUAUUUCCACUUUCUUUUCGGGAGAUGAAUUUGAUGAAGGAGAGAAACCACAGCAUGAUGGAACUUCUUCAUCGCUUUGUCAUGGAAACCAAAGAAUCAGGAAUCUCUAACUAUGACAAGUACAACGUUCUGUUUGUCCUUGAUGGUCUGGAUGAGUGUCGACUUCCUCUAGACUUCAAGAACAACAAGAUCUGUUUUGAUGUCACAGAGUCUACCUCAGUGGACGUGCUGCUGACAAAUCUCAUCAAGGGGAAUCUGUUUCCCUCCGCUUUCCUCUGGAUAACCUCCCGACCUGCAGCAGCCAAUCAGAUCCCUCCGGGGUGUGUUGACCAGGUGACAGAGGUACGAGGGUUCAACGAUCCACAGAAGGAGGAGUACUUCAGGAAGAGAAUCAGUGAUGAGAAUUUGGUCAGCAGAAUCAUCUCACAUAUCAAGAUAUCAAGGAGCAUCCACAUUAUGUGCCACAUACCUGUCUUCUGUUUGAUUUCUGCUACAGUUUUUGAGAACAUAAUGAAGACGGAAAAAAGAGUGAUGCCCAAGACUCUGACUGAGAUGUACAUGUAUUUCCUCAUAUUUCAGUCCAAACAGACACUGGUGAAGUUUGAAGGGAAAGAGCAGAUCGAUCAACACUGGGAUAAAGAGAGCAUUAUGUCACUGGGGAAACUGGCUUUCCAACAGUUGGAGAUAGGCAAUCUGAUUUUCUAUGAGGAAGACCUGAACAAAUGUGGUAUUGAUGUCAGAGAGGCAUCAGUGUAUUCAGGACUGUGCACACAGAUCUUCAGAGAGGAGAAUGGGCUGUACCAGGAGAAGGUAUACUGCUUUGUUCAUCUGAGCAUCCAGGAGUUCAUGGCUGCUGUGUAUGUGUUCCUCUCAGCCGUCAACAACAACGUGAAUCUAAUGGCCAAUCCGCAAUCAACCUCUGCCAAGCUGCGGACACUGUCUAUUGACAACCGUCUAAUCGACCUGGCAAGGAGUGCAGUGGACAAGGCUUUAGAGAGUGAGAGUGGACACCUGGACCUGUUCCUCCGCUUCCUUCUGGGCCUCUCAUUGAAGUCCAAUCAGACUCUCCUACGAGGCCUACUGACACAGACAAGUAGCAGCUCACAGACCAAUGAAAUGAUUGUCAAGUACAUCAAGGCAAAGAUCAGGGACAAGCCCACCUCGGAGAGAUGCAUCAAUCUGUUCCACUGUCUGAAUGAGUUGAAUGACCAUUCUUUAGUGGAGGAGAUCCAAAGCUACCUGAGAUCAGGAAGUCUCUCAGAAGCCAGCCUCUCAUCUGCUCAUUGGUCAGCUCUGGUCUUUGUGUUGCUGACUUCAGAAGAGAAGCUGGAAGUGUUUGACCUGAAGAAAUACUCCAGAUCAGAGGAAGGUCUUGUUAGGCUGCUGCCAGUGGUCAAAGCCUCCAGAACAGCACUGCUGAAUGGAUGUAACCUCACAGAGAGCUGCUGUGCUUCUUUGGCCUCGACUCUCAGCUCAAACUCCUCCCAGCUGAGGGUGCUGGACCUGAGUAACAAUGACUUGCAGGAUUCAGGAGUGAAGCUGCUCUCUGCUGGACUGGAGAGUCCACACUGUCAACUGGAGACACUGAGGCUGUCAGGCUGCCUGGUCACAGAGGAAGGCUGUGCUUCUCUGGCCUCAGCUCUGAAGUCAAACCCCUCACAUCUAAGAGAGCUGGACCUGAGCUACAAUCACCCAGAAGACUCAGCACUGAAGCUGUUCUCUGCAGGACUGGAUAAACUCAAUUUGGACAAUGGUGAAGCGCUCCGGUUACAACCUGGGCUUAAAAAAUAUGCCUGUGAACUCACACUGGAUCCAAACACAGCAGGCAGACAGCUCAUUCUGUCUGAGGACAACAGAAAAGUGACAUCGGUGGAGAGUUUUAAGGACCGGCCACAGGUGCUGUGUAGAGAGGGUCUGAAUGGGCGUUGUUACUGGGAGGUAGAGUGGAGUGGGGAGAAAACUCGUUUGGCAGUGACCUAUAAAAGAAAAAGUAGUUUUGAUUCCAAUCUACUUGGAAGCAAUGACAUAUCUUGGGGUCUGGGAUGCUACAGUGAUGGUUACACUGCCUGGCACAAUGGUAAUCACACGACCAUACUGGCCCCUCACUCCAAUAGAGUUGGAGUGUAUCUGGACUGGCAGGCUGGUUCUCUUACCUUCUAUAGCAUCUCCUCUGACACACUGACCCACCUGCACACAUUCCACACCUCAUUCAAUGAGCCCCUCUAUCCAGGGUUUUUGGUUGAGGAGACGGUGUCCCUGUGCAGGGUGAUUUUUAGCUCGAGCUGCUAGACCUGCUAGACCUUAUUGUUUCUUAGCAACUGGACCUUCCAGGUAAAUCUGGCUAUUCAAAUCCAUCUUUCUUCUUCUUCUUUGGUACGAAAUACAGUUUCCCCAUCAAUAGAAUAAAAUGUUACGUAGCAUAUUAUGUAUUCAAGCCUACAGAUAUUAUACAAUUAAAAAUAAUUCAACAUGAAGUAGGAAGUUAAGCGAUGUUGCCAUAGACCUGAUAUAUUGACCUUUACACGGAACCCAAACCGGCUGCGCGCAUGCGCCAUCGUGCAUAAAUGGAUU
Molecule: messenger RNA, 3770 nt
Organism: Oncorhynchus mykiss (rainbow trout)
Lineage: Eukaryota; Metazoa; Chordata; Actinopteri; Salmoniformes; Salmonidae
Source: RefSeq, a predicted model, not a curated record